Maylandia zebra (zebra mbuna) is the source of this 787-nucleotide messenger RNA. The record is from RefSeq and is a predicted model, not a curated record. NCBI's taxonomy places the organism in Eukaryota, Metazoa, Chordata, Actinopteri, Cichliformes, Cichlidae.
UGUUCCUGCACUUACCAAUAAAUAGCCAAACACAAAUCAACUCGUAGAUUUUGACUCUGAUCAGUGAGCCAGACCACCGGUGAAAAUGACUGUGAAGAUCCUCUCCAUCACUCUCCUCCUGCUCUCGGUGUGUGUGUGCUGCCACUCCUCUGAAGAUACUCAAGUCCGUGGACCUGGAAGAAUCCGCCCGUGCUGCGUUUGCGUCGACAAAGACAAUAUGACUGCUGAGGUGGUGGGAGAAACAUAUCGUGAGCAGGCUGCAAGAGGACACUGUGUGAAGGCUAUAAUUUUUAACACAAAAAAGGGACAACUUUGUGCUGAUCCAAAAGCUCAGUGGGUCAAAGAUCUCACUGCCAAAAGCCACUCUGCAGGUCCACCUGGUCCUAGAAGUAAACGCCCGUGCUGCGUUGAUGUCACCGACAUCGAUAUGAGCCCUGAGGUGGUGGGGGAAACAUAUCGUGAGCAGGCUGCAAGAGGACGCUGUGUGAAGGCUAUAAUUUUCAACACAGAAUAUGGACAACUUUGUGCUGAUCCGAAAGCUCAGUGGGUCAAAGAUCUCACUGCCAAAAUGAGGAAGGAGUGAAGUCUGUCUGCUACAUCAGUAUUUUCAGCAUUUCCAUCACCUUUAAAGGCUUAUUCAAACCAGAGCGCUUUCUCAGCCUGACUGUUUCAAAACAUUUUUUUUGUAGAUUAAUUUUUACUGUGGAGUAAACCUGUAUUUUAUUCACGCUGUUGACUUCAUUGUUUUUUAAUUGAUAAUUGGGGUUCAGGUUGCUUUGUCUUUUUU